CCAAGCCACACGUUUUGGAAUCAAAUUAAAUAAUUUAAUACUAUACCCCAGUCUGCGGUGUCUACAACCAAUUGAAUAACAGAACAACGCUCUCGUAUUCACAGUUCAGAAAUUCGUAGAAAAAAUCAUAAUCAACUUGUACAAAAAAAAAAACGAAAAUAAUGUGAAAUAGUUAUUUUUUAAAUAAAAUAAACCGUAAAAAAAAAAAAAAGAAAGAGGAGGAAAACAAAGAUCAGACGAUGACGGCGGAAUCGGGUGGGUCGAAGUUCGGUCUUCCCGAAGAUGUCAUCCAAGUGCUACCGUCAGAUCCGUUCGAGCAACUCGAUUUAGCACGCAAGAUCACCUCAAUUGCUUUAAUGACACGUGUAAACGCCCUUGAAUUAGAGUCGUCGGAACUUCGCGCCAAGAUCGCCAAGAAAGAUAGACUCAUCGAAGAACUUCAGUCUCAGCUUGAAUCCCUCGAUACCUCCCUCUCCGUAACCGCCGAUAACCUCGUCCGCGCCGAACAAUUUAAGGAGAGCUUGCUUAAGGAGAAUGCUUCACUUUCCAACACCGUCAGAAAGCUCAAUCGAGAUGUCUCCAAA
This is a messenger RNA of Cicer arietinum (chickpea), 584 nucleotides long. RefSeq lists its product as uncharacterized. NCBI's taxonomy places the organism in Eukaryota, Viridiplantae, Streptophyta, Magnoliopsida, Fabales, Fabaceae. The record is from RefSeq and is a predicted model, not a curated record.